AUGCACCCCUUUUCCGUCCUCACUCUUGGGAUCUUCGUUGCGGGCUAUAUUACCGCGAGGUGGGACCUUGUUACCCGUCUAUACGAAUUGGCCAUAUUCGCCUGGGAUCACGGUGUCGUGACACGAACUGCGAAAGGAUUUUUGUUUCUUUCCGUAUUCUUUUUCCUCCUCGUCCUGCCAAUUAAUCACCUCGCAUCUAAGGAGGGCCAAUUGCAUCCGCGCCACGUGAAUCUCGGCGUCUCCGCGCGCGAACAAUUGCGCCGUCGAGGUUCGUUCUGA
This is a messenger RNA of Penicillium verrucosum, 279 nucleotides long. RefSeq lists its product as uncharacterized. The record is from RefSeq and is a predicted model, not a curated record. NCBI's taxonomy places the organism in Eukaryota, Fungi, Ascomycota, Eurotiomycetes, Eurotiales, Aspergillaceae. The transcript has 3 exons. Bases 1 to 279 code for a protein of 92 amino acids.